Lactuca saligna is the source of this 537-nucleotide messenger RNA. The record is from the annotation of a GenBank genome assembly. NCBI's taxonomy places the organism in Eukaryota, Viridiplantae, Streptophyta, Magnoliopsida, Asterales, Asteraceae.
AUGAAUUCUGAUCACCAACGACUCUAUAAUAAUUCUUUCUCAUACUCAAACCCUAGAUCUCGCCUCCUUCUAUCCUACAUCUUUAUGGCGACACGGCUCAACAGAAACUCCACCACAUCUAACGGAAGAUUUCCCAUUCUUUCUCGUUCCUAUCUCCCUUUGGCACUUACCGAUUCUUCUCCCUUCCUCGAGACAAAUGUCGGUCACCUAAACUCAAAUCCUCUAAGGAUACCUGCUUUGAUUCAUUCCCAAAAAUCAAAAUAUCUCGUUGUCUAUCCCACAGUUUAUCGAUUCAGAAUUUUGGGAGACAGAAUUGUGCCUCAUUUGUGGUUCGUGGCCUACACUACUGCUUCACCGGCAUGCUCCACUCUUAUAUGCCCUAGCUUGUCCAUCCUCCACCACCUCCUUCAUAUGGUUAUGUUUAUGAAUACUGAAGUUAAUUUCCUUGUUCAGCUCAGACAUCCCAAUUUGGUGAAAUUGAUUGGGUAUUGCUAUGAAGAUAACCACAGAUUGCUUGUUUAUGAGUUCAUGUUUUGA